AUGCGAGGAACUGAGUUCUCAUUGGUAUAUAUAAAAACCAACAAUCUAUCAACAAAUUUGGGCGAGUCCAGUAUUGAGAACAAUUUGGGCGAGUUCAGUAUUGAGAACAAUUUGGGCGAGUUCAGUAUUGAGAACAAUUGGGGCGAGUUCAGUAUUGAGAACAAUUUGGGCGAGUUCAGUAUUGAGAACAGUUUGGGCGAGUUCAGUAUUGAGAACAAUUGGGGCGAGUUCAGUAUUGAGGGCAACAAUUUGGGCGAGUUCAGUAUUGAGAACAAUUUGGGCGAGUUCAGUAUUGAGAACAAUUUGGGCGAGUUCAGUAUUGAGAACAAUUUGGGCGAGUUCAGUAUUGAGAACAAUUGGGGCGAGUUCAGUAUUGAGAACAAUUAUUGGGGCGAGUUCAGUAUUGAGGGCAACAAUUUGGGCGAGUUCAGUAUUGAGAACAAUUUGGGCGAGUUCAGUAUUGAGAACAAUUUGGGCGAGUUCAGUAUUGAGAACAAUUUGGGCGAGUUCAGUAUUGAGAACAAUUGGGGCGAUAUUGAGAACAAUUUGGGCGAGUUCAGUAUUGAGAACAUUAUGGGUGAGUUCAAUAUUGAGAACAAUUUGGGCGAGUUCAGUAUUGAGAACAAUUUGGGCGAGUUCAGUAUUGAGAACAAUAUGGGCGAGUUCAAUAUUGAGAACAAUUUGGGCGAUUUCAGUAUUGAGAACAAUUUGGGCGAGUUCAGUUAA
Molecule: messenger RNA, 726 nt
Organism: Bolinopsis microptera
Lineage: Eukaryota; Metazoa; Ctenophora; Tentaculata; Lobata; Bolinopsidae
Product: dr1-associated corepressor homolog
Exons: 3
Coding region: 1-726 (241 amino acids)
Source: RefSeq, a predicted model, not a curated record